UCAGGCAUUUGACUCCGCCUCUUCAUGCUGGUAUCGGUCUGUGCUCGGGUGCUGGCUCAGUCUCCGCAGCCAAGUCCACGAGAUGACACCGCCUCCGCCCAGAUGCACCUCUCUCCGCGUCCCGCGCUGCCGCAUUCCCGGCCCACAGGUUCGGUCCGGACUCCCGCUGCAGUUGCUACUGCUGCUGCUCUGGGCGGCCGCCGACACCCAAGGCCACCCGAAGAGUGGACCCCGCAUCUCUGUUGUCUGGAAAGGCCGCACAGGGAAGGACCGGGUGGAUUUUGGCUCAGCUGAGCCACACACCGUGCUUUUCCAUGAGCCAGGCAGCGAUUCUGUGUGGGUGGGUGGACGUGGCAAGGUCUACCUCUUCAACUUCCCUGAGGGCAAGAACGCCUCUGUACACACGGUGAACAUUGGCUCCACCAAGGGAUCCUGCCUGGGCAAGCAGGACUGUGAGAACUACAUAACACUCCUGGAGAGACAGGGUGAGGGGUUGCUGGCCUGCGGAACCAAUGCCCGGCACCCCAGCUGCUGGAGCCUGGUGAAUGGCACUGUGGAGUCACUUGGUGAGAGGAGAGGUUAUGCCCCCUUCAGCCCGGAUGAGAACUCCCUGGUUCUGUUUGAUGGGGAUGAGGUGUACUCUACAAUCCGGAAGCAGGAAUACAAUGGGAAGAUCCCUCGGUUCCGCCGCAUCCAGGGCGAGAUUGAGCUGUACACCAGUGACACCGUCAUGCAGAAUCCACAGUUCAUUAAGGCCACCAUCGUGCACCAAGACCAGGCCUAUGAUGACAAAAUCUACUACUUCUUCCGGGAAGACAACCCUGACAAAAAUCCUGAGGCUCCUCUCAAUGUGUCCCGCGUGGCCCAGCUAUGCAGGGGGGACCAGGGUGGUGAGAGUUCACUGUCAGUCUCCAAGUGGAAUACCUUCCUGAAGGCCAUGCUGGUGUGCAGCGACCCCCUCACCAACAAGAACUUCAACAGGCUACAGGAUGUCUUCCUACUCCCUGACCCUAAUGGCCAGUGGAGGGACACUAGGGUCUAUGGUGUUUUCUCCAACCCCUGGAACUACUCAGCUGUUUGUGUAUAUUCCCUUGGUGACAUUGACAAGGUCUUCCGUACUUCCUCACUCAAGGGCUACCACACAGGCCUUCCCACCCCUCGGCCUGGCAAGUGCCUCCCAGGCCGGAAGCCGAUACCCACGGAGACCUUCCAGGUGGCCGACAGUCACCCUGAAGUAGCACAGAGGGUGGAGCCCAUGGGGCCUCUGAAGACACCACUGUUUCACUCUAAGUACCACUACCAGAAAGUAGUUGUCCACCGCAUGCACACCAGCCACGGGGAGACCUUUCAUGUGCUUUACCUAACUACAGAGGGAGGCUGCUUGUCUCUGAGGUGGGAUGCCCAUCUGUUAACCCUCUGCCCACCACCCACAGACAGAGGCACCAUCCACAAGGUGGUGAAGUCAGAGGAGUGGGAACGCAGCCUCGUCUUCAACAUCAUGGAGAUCCAGCCCUUCCGCCGUGCGGCAGCCAUCCAGGCCAUGUCACUGGACCCUGACCGGCGGAAACUGUAUGUAAGCUCACAAUGGGAGGUGAGCCAGGUGCCCCUGGACCUGUGUGACAUCUAUGGUGGGGGCUGCCAUGGCUGCCUCAUGGCCCGAGACCCAUACUGUGGCUGGGACCAGGGCCACUGUGUCUCCAUCUUUAGCUCCCAAAGGUCAGUGCUGCAGUCUAUUAAUCCAGAUGAGCCACACAAAGAGUGCCCCAACCCAAAGCCAGAUGAGGCCCCACCUCAGAAGGUCUCCUUAGCCCGGAACUCUCGCUACUACCUGAGCUGCCCCAUGGAGUCCCGCCAUGCCACCUACUGGUGGCGCCACGGAGAGAAGGUGGAGCAGAGCUGCGAGCCUGGCCACCAGAGUCCCAACUGCAUCCUGUUUAUCGAGAACCUCACGGAUGGUCACUAUGGUCACUACUACUGCGAGGCCCAGGAGGGCUCCUACGUCCGCAAGGCCCAGCACUGGCAGCUGCUGUCUGAGGACGAGGCCAAGGCCCAGCAUCUGCUGGGCUGUGCCCAUGCCCUUUUGGCCUCCCUCUGGCUGGGGGUCCUGCCAACACUCAUUCUUGGCCUAUUGGUUCAUUAGGGCCUCCUGGGGCUGGGCAUGUUGUAGGCUUCUGCAGUCCAGGGGCACUAGAAAAGUCUCACACCCAGAGCCACCUGGCUGGGAGCUCCUUGCCCACCAAGGUUCCAGGGGGACCGCAUAGCUUGACAGGGGACACCAGCCACAGGCAGCUGCUGGGUGGUGAGGGCUGGAGAAUGAAGGCACUGGCUAUGAAGCUGGGGCAUUGAUGGCCCAAGACUUUGGAGAUAAUUUUUCAAAACUUCUUCCUCAAACGGCCCAAAUUCAGUGAUGCUUCUGGCCCAAGAGCCUGUGGGCCAGAGAGGGGUUGGGAAAGGGGAGCUGGGAUCCCAUUUCUGGACCUUCAAGCUCCCUAUACUCAAACUGGCCCCUCAUCCUCCCUCCUGCCACUGCAGGGCUGGUUAGUGUUCCUGCAGGCCCAGGCUGCCCUCUGUGGCCCUCACCAGCCCUGGGUUCCACUAAGGCAGCCUCCUUGCAUGUUUAUUGAAGGAUGUUUGCUUUCCGGACAUAAGGACGGAAAGGGCUCUAUUUUUAUCUUAGGCUUAUUUCAUGUACUGCUACUUCCGACUGCAUCUGUAUGAAAAUACCAAAACUACAUGCCCGGGGUGGGUGGGAAAGGGAGGGGCAGGAAAGGGAUGGGUGGGGGGUGGGGCGUCCCAGCCUGAGGCUCUUGGGCAUGGGAUAAGAGUCCAGGGACAUGGUGGCAUGGGUUCAAGGAGAUGGCAUGAGCUGGCUCUGCCCUGGAAGCCCAGGCUGAGGGGUACAUUGUCCAAGUCCCCCUGUUGGUUAUGAGAGGGGGUGGGGUGAGGGAGACGGGAGAAUGAAGGAGAAAACUGAGCCCUAGGUUCACACGUUCAUAUAGGAAUCAGGUCCUCUGGUGGAGGUUCCAGGACUCUGCCCUUGGCAUUGGGGGUUGGGGGGCGGGCCCCCUUCCUCAGGGGCUGUGCUUCCAUGCUCCUAGCCUCCCACCUUCAGCUCAGGACAUGCUAUAACUAAGGCUAAACUGUGAAUUCCAGUGGGGACAGCCUGGGCCAAGCUCUCCAGGUGGGUAGCUCUGCCCAACCCUGUCCCUGGAUUUCAGCAGAGAGCUGGACCUUCUCUGGUGUCUGGCCAGCCCCGGGCAGGGCCUGGGGCUGGCGACCUUCCAGCUUUGGUCACUGCAUCUCUUUUCAAUGCACUUUAACGAUGUAACAUAUUACUAAUAAACAAGCUAUUUAUUUA
Molecule: messenger RNA, 3358 nt
Organism: Pipistrellus kuhlii (Kuhl's pipistrelle)
Lineage: Eukaryota; Metazoa; Chordata; Mammalia; Chiroptera; Vespertilionidae
Gene: SEMA7A
Product: semaphorin 7A (John Milton Hagen blood group)
Exons: 14
Coding region: 83-2140 (685 amino acids)
Biological process (GO): neural crest cell migration; regulation of inflammatory response; integrin-mediated signaling pathway
Cellular component (GO): external side of plasma membrane
Molecular function (GO): semaphorin receptor binding; chemorepellent activity; integrin binding
Source: RefSeq, a predicted model, not a curated record